Molecule: messenger RNA, 1785 nt
Organism: Volvox carteri f. nagariensis
Lineage: Eukaryota; Viridiplantae; Chlorophyta; Chlorophyceae; Chlamydomonadales; Volvocaceae
Gene: mapk1
Exons: 3
Coding region: 1-1785 (594 amino acids)
Biological process (GO): intracellular signal transduction; protein phosphorylation
Cellular component (GO): cytoplasm; nucleus
Molecular function (GO): ATP binding; protein serine/threonine kinase activity
Source: RefSeq, a predicted model, not a curated record
AUGCACAAGUACCGUUUGGUCGCCAAGAAGGGUGAGGGCACCUUCUCCGAAGUGCUCAAGGCGCAAUGCAUCAAGAACGGCAAGUACGUGGCCAUCAAGUGCAUGAAAAACCACUUUGACAGUCUGGAUCAAGUCAAUAACCUGCGAGAAAUCCAGGCGCUCCGCCGUCUGUCGCCCCACGCCAACAUCAUCAAACUGUUGGAAGUGCUGUACGACCAGCCCACGGGCCGACUUGCCCUCGUUUUCGAGCUCAUGGACAUGAACAUCUACGAGCUCAUUCGCGGUCGGCGGCAUUACGUUGCGGAGGACCGCAUCAAAAACUACAUGUACCAGCUGAUGAAAGCCAUGGACCAUAUGCACCGAAACGGAAUAUUCCAUCGCGAUAUCAAGCCAGAGAAUAUUCUCAUUAUGGACGAUUGCCUAAAGCUAGCGGAUUUUGGAUCCUGUCGCGGAAUUUAUUCCAAACAGCCGUACACGGAAUACAUUUCCACCCGCUGGUAUCGCGCGCCGGAGUGCUUACUUACAGACGGGUACUACAAUUACAAGAUGGACAUGUGGGGCGUGGGCUGUGUGUUUUUCGAAAUCGUGUCGCUGUUUCCUCUCUUCCCAGGGACCAACGAACUCGAUCAGAUUACCAAGAUCCACAACAUUCUGGGCACUCCCCCCCCGGAGCUACUCGCCAAAAUGAAAAAGCGCUCCCAGCACAUGGACUUCAAUUUCCCGCCCAAGGAGGGAACGGGUGUGGCCAAACUUAUACCCCACGUCAACCCCGAGUGCGUGGAUCUGAUCGUCAAGUUGUUGUCGUACAAUCCGGACGAGCGGCUGUCGGCGCGGCAGGCGCUGCGGCACCCGUACUUUCGGGACCUGCGUGAAGCGGAGAAGCGGCAGAAGGCUCUCAUGGCGCCGGACGUGUCGGGGCAUUUGACGGCAAUGGAGGCGGAUAAGGUCCGGCAGCAGCAGCAAACUGUGUCUUCCAACGGCAGCGAGCACGAGACGGCACACGCCCCCGCCACACCCCCUGGAGCUGACCCCCCCAACGAGGGCUCCGCGGGAUUGCCCAGCAUCUCAGUACGGUCACAUCAACAGCAGGAUCCGGCACACAAGGAGGACAGCAGCGAGGGUGCGGCUGACACAGGGAGUGGCGCCACCUACCCCAAGUUGCCGGGGUUGGCAGCACAGAGCAGCACGGCCUCCGUUGAGGGCAUUCCUGAGGACGCCUCUCUGCCACCCAUAGCCAACCUGAGUUUGUCCAAGGCCAACAUGACGGGGUCCACAGUUGCUGGCGUCGUGGCGCACACGUCCACACGCAGGUCGACGAUGAACAACUUCUACGACGGCAACGGCAGCGGCGGGCCGGCGAGCUAUAAAGCCAAGGCCGGCGCUGCCGCAGCUGCCGGCGGCGGCGCAGCUGCCGCCGCAGCCGGGGUGGCGCCUGGCGGCGCCGCAGGCGCCGCCGCUGCCGCGGCGGCAACUGGCGCCGUUGCUGGAAGUGGCGCCGCCGGGCCGCCACCGGCAAACGCUGGCGCCGUGGGGCGACGGCAGUCCGUGGGCGUGGUGGCGGCCAAGUACGGUGCCGUGAAUAAACAAACAUCUCAAGGGCACGGGCAGGCGACGGGUGUGGCGGGAGUGACGGGGCCGGCGAUGGGGGUGACAGCGACCCGCACGGAGCCUCAGGGCGGCACCGUGAAGUACAAUAAGGCGAAUGUGGGUAAGACCAACUCCAAGUAUAUCAGCCCCUACUCGCUGAGACAGCUGGCCGGGCAAAAUGCUGCCGGCCAGGCGUAA